AUGCAGGAGGACGAGGACGCCCUCCGGCAGCGAGCGAUCCAGCGCAUCUCAGACGAGCCCGUCAGCCCUGGCUGGUCGACGGACGGCACUAAUCGUAAGAACCCCUUCAAUGUGCUCGGCGUCAGCUCUGGGCUCGAGCUGAAGGCGAUACGGAAGGAGUACCUUUCGCUUUCGAAGCUCCUGCACCCGGACAAGACCUCCGAGCCGGGGGCGGCCGAGGCACAGAAGGAGAUCUCGACCGCUUUUGAAAUGCUCAAGCAAAAUGCGGGGAAGGGCACGAUCAAGCCGACCCCGGACGAGAUUCUGCAGUUUGCGCGCCUAGUCGCGGCGGGUCCGUACAAUGCCUUUGUCAUUAUCGGCGGUUGGUCACUCAAGGGGGAUAAUCUCAAGGGCAAGGACCACCUCCUCAUCAAGUUGACCCAAGAGAGGGAGUUCAGCUCAAUGACGCUCGAGGCCUUCCGCGAGUUGCUGCUGGGCGGCGGAGCGCGCGGCGGCCAAGUCUUCGUGCGCUGCCGGCGCUGGUGA
Messenger RNA from Emiliania huxleyi CCMP1516, 525 nucleotides. RefSeq lists its product as hypothetical. Gene Ontology annotation, molecular function: Hsp70 protein binding. The transcript has 3 exons. Bases 1 to 525 code for a protein of 174 amino acids. The record is from RefSeq and is a predicted model, not a curated record. Gene Ontology annotation, biological process: cellular response to misfolded protein. Lineage: Eukaryota; Haptophyta; Isochrysidales; Noelaerhabdaceae. Gene Ontology annotation, cellular component: endoplasmic reticulum membrane.